Molecule: messenger RNA, 3746 nt
Organism: Seriola aureovittata
Lineage: Eukaryota; Metazoa; Chordata; Actinopteri; Carangiformes; Carangidae
Product: zinc finger protein 273-like
Exons: 7
Coding region: 187-2814 (875 amino acids)
Biological process (GO): regulation of transcription by RNA polymerase II
Cellular component (GO): nucleus
Molecular function (GO): RNA polymerase II transcription regulatory region sequence-specific DNA binding; DNA-binding transcription factor activity, RNA polymerase II-specific
Source: RefSeq, a predicted model, not a curated record
UGAACCGUCGAACAACCCGGAACAUAAACACUGUGGGACGAAUCAUUAGCUUCAGUCCAAACAUUCUGAGCGGGUCGUUAGCUUCUGCUACAUGCAUCUUUUUACAGCCCAGACUUUGACAGAGAAGGAGAAGGAAGCAGGAAGAAGGAGAGUUUUCUUCUGUUUACCAGAGAGCGGGAAAUAAACAUGGAAGAUAUUUCAGAAGGAAACUGUACCUGCCUCCCUCUUCCUGCUUUGCGCCUCCUGGUCUCACCGAUGCGGCUGGUCUCGGCAGCGGUCUGGCAGACCAUCCAGCAGAAAGUUGUGGCCGAUUAUGGGAUGCUUGAGGAGUUUGUUUCCGUGGUUACAGACAUUGUCCCAGAGCUGCUCACCACCCACCAGAGGGCCCAACUGAUCCUGGGCCUCAGAGCACGGCUGAUCCUGGACUUGUGUCGGUUCGAAGCUUCUGCUGACUCUGAGAUCGUGCGGCAACACCUGGACAGGAUGCAGACCCUUAUCGAGGGGUGGGUGACAGAGGCUGGUGCUACAGACAUGGAGGCGCCACACUCUGACUUUGUGGAUCUUGUUAAGAACAUGCUGUCAAAUCCUGAAAACAGGGAAAACUUCUUUCAGAAAGUUUUCCCUGAAGAGUUUGGUCCCACGUUUGAUGAAGCUCUUCACUCCUUGAUGUGGCUGCUUCUGUCCAGACUUGAAAAGUUUCUUCCUCUUCAAACAUUCCAGCAGGUUGCCUCCGUGUUGGGUGAUGUGUCCUCUGUUCUGGAGGAGUGUAUGGAGUCUGUGUCGCAGUGUGAGGAGCUCAGAACAACGCUGCAGCAUCAAAAAUACCUCAGCCAGCAGGAUCACAAUGAUGGUUCCUUGGACGGUGCCUGCAUCAUUUCAGCUCUAAAGCUUCCCUCUGUAAAAACAACUGAGACACUAAAAACACAAGCACAAGACAAGAUCCUGGAUCAGGAGCCUUCAACACUGAGUCAUGCAAAACAACCUGACACAUUAGCAGAGCAUCAGACACGUGAGAUGAACACUGACAGAACUAAUUGGAUUCCUGAGGAAAGUGGAACAGCAGCGGUUUCUAGAGAUAUUACAAGACACGAGGAAAAUGUAGGUCUCCUUCAGAGUCAAGCAGAAGACGCAUGUCGGCUUCUAAAGCAGUGCUGCGUUCAGCUCAAGAGACUUGACGUGCCGCUGUCUCUGCAGUCUCGACCUGUGAGACGAAACAGAGGCCUGAAGAUGAAACAGAUUCUGCAGAGAGAGAAGAGGGCAUUUCGUGAAGAGGCUGUUGCCGCCGGCAGACCUGCUUCUAGGAAAACCAAACCGCUCCGCAGGGCUCCCCCAGGGCUGUCUGAUAAUGAGGAGUCAAGCAGCUUCAGAGAGGACUCGUACAUGGCUCCUCUCAGUAUCUGCAGUGAAGACGAUUCGUGGUCUUACUACUCAGAUGAGGACUCUUGCCAUAAGUCGACUAGUAGCAGUCCCAGUGUGGCGGAUUCGUGGUCCAACUACUCAGGUGAUGCUUCUUCCUUGGUGACUCCUGUCAGCAGUUCAGAUGAACAUGAUUCAUUGUCUAGCUGCUCAAAUGAGGAUCCCCCCUUCACAGGUCCCAAUAUUUUAUCAGCUCCAAGCAGAAAGCUGAGCACAUCUGAUGUCAAAGCCGGCACUCUAAAAAACAAAAAAAUGUACUGCUUUAUCUGCAAAGAGAAUGUGAACACGAGCCUGCGAACUCACAUGAAAACCCACUUUCCCACCGGGGACUACGCCUGCCCUCGAUGUGACAGCAGGUUUAAACUCUUCACGUCCUUUAAGAUGCACCUGCGCAGAACGUGUUUCGAGUACGGAAAGCAGCAGGUGGAUCCCGAGAAGCCGGACGAAGCCAAGAACCUUUACAAAUGCAACGAAUGCCAAGAGGCGUUCAGGUACAAAAUUUCACUGGACAGACACAAACUGACCCACAACGACCUGUACUGCAGCGUGUGCAGGAAGGUGUUGCGGGACACGGCGGCGUUGGCGCGGCACAAAGCCUCACACACCCUGUUUCAGUGCACCCGCUGCGAGGAGACCUUCACUCUCUUCAUGCCUUUACUCAGACACUGUGAGAACAUCCAUAAAAUCGGCCGACCGUUCAAAUGCAACCACUGUCCCAAAACGUUACCCAAGCUCCGCUUCUUAAUCCUGCACGAGUGGACGCACACGGGUCACCUGCCCUUCCAGUGCGCGCUGUGCAGCUGCAGGUUCAAAUCCGACGCAGAUCUCAUUUACCACGAGAGGGUCCACACGAAGGAGAAACCCUACCUGUGUUCAGAGUGCGGCAAGACGUUCUCCCAGAAUUCCAACCUGCUGCGGCACCUGAACCUCAUCCACGGCGAGUUUCGAAACGAGAAGAAGCAUUCGUGCUCUCAGUGUGAGAAAUCCUUCAAAGAGAAAGGAGCCCUGAAGAAACACCAAAGGAGCAAACACCUGAACGAGCUCUUCCGCCAUCCGUGCCCCUACUGCGGGAAGAUGGUCUCCGCGACAACGCUCGCCAGACAUAUAUUAAUCCAUACCGGACAGAGACCGUUCAAAUGCACCGUGUCUGAGUGUGACAAGUACUUCAGGUCGACUUCUGAAGUGAAGAAGCACGUCCUCAUACAACAUACCACAGAGAGACCGUACAAAUGUGAUGUCUGUGGGAAGGGCUUCAUAAAAAUGUGUUUCCUCAACUCACACGCUAAAAUACACUCAGGAGAAAAACCCUUUGUUUGUCAUAUCUGCGGAAAGGCUUUCCUCAAACUCUACAGCAUGCAGAGACACAAAAAUCUGGUACAUACAUUUGUGACACACUAACAUCACAUGGUGGGUGUGGUAUGCUAAGAAAAUCACUUUUCAACCUACGGAGGUUUUGCUGAACCAGUGACUGCCUUCAAAUGUUUUAUAUAGAACUGAAUUAAAAGAUAACUUUGCACUCCUCUAAUAUUGACCGACAGUUUUUUUUAAACCAAAUCAAAAUCGUUGCAGCAGAACUACAGAUAUUGUAUGUAUUAUUUAACACAUUUGUCUUCAAGUUAAAACUUAGUGCCUUCAUUACCCACAGUUGAACUUGGCAAUUUGUGUAGUUUAUCACCAGCUGCCACGGCGUGUCUGGUAUUAUUUGUCCUGGAGACACCUACUCUAGCGGGAACUUGCACAACGGACGUGUUGAUUAUUUCAAACCUUUGUAACCGUGUAAGACACACUCAUUAAACUUUACAGGUGUGAAGUUGAGAUCAAACCUCUUUAGUCUGCUGCUCGUCUCUGAGCGACCAAUAGCAUAACACAGUUGAGUCGCAUCAUCAUGAGUAAUGGAGGUAGAAUGUGGGAAAUAAAUAAAAGUGAUAUUUGUGGUUCUCCUGCAAUCAUUUUGAUCAUUUUAAAACUGUAAACUCAACUCUGUUUACAGAAGAAUUGAGUUCUUCUUGGGAACCUUCACUGCAGCAGAAAUGUUUUUGAGCCAAGACACAAUCCUGUCUCUGAGCUCUGCAGCAGCUCCUUCCUCCUCAUGGUUUCUGCUCUGAUCUGUAUUGUCAGCUGAGAGACCUUGUAUAGACAGGUGUGUGUCCAAUCAGCUGAGUUUACCACAGGGGGACUCCACUCACGGUGUAGAACCCUUUCAGAGAUGAUCCAGGGAAAUGGAGGAACCAGAGCUAAACUUCAAGAGUCAGAGCAAAGUGUCUGAAUACUUAUAUCAAUGUCAUAUUUCAGUUUUUACUCUUUAAUAAAUGUGCAUUUUUUGUCAAUUU